AUGUGCGGACAACAGGUUACCUGUGGGGUGCUGGUUGUUACUGCCAUCCUAUUACUCAUGUCAACAGAAGCAACGAGCCCACCUUGCGGUUCGACCUUGAAGGACAGGUCAGGGACGUUUAGCUCACUAAACUUCCCGCAGAACUACGACAACGACGUGCAGUGCAACUGGACGAUCUCCAUCAACGUGUCUGUGUCGUCUGUAGUGUUGACAUUUGACACGUUUGACUUGGAGUUUGAGCCGAACUGUGGGUACGACUACGUGGAAGUGUGGGAGAGACGUCUGGAAGGGGAGCAUCUUCUGGGGCGGUUUUGCGGAGACAAUGACACCCAGGACAACUUUCCCCCGGCACAAGUCCACGCAGAGUCUCGCGAGAUUACAGUGCUGUUCCGCAGUGACGCAUGGGUGACGUCACGUGGUUUCAAUGCUACUUACGUCAGCAAUGAACGUGGGGAUGUGACGUGUGAUCAGUACGAGUUUCGCUGUUCUGACGGAUCCGGCUGUAUCCCGAGGGUUCUGUCAUGUAACGGCCGCAAGGACUGCUGGGACGGGAGUGACGAAAGCGAUUGUGGGUGUCAGACAAUCCCGGACACACUCAGUUUCUGCAAAGGUGAAAUUACGUACGAUCGCAUGGCUAGCAGAAACCUGUUAGGCACCGAUAUCCCUGCGAAUGUUUUGCAAGACAUCAUCCGCAGUGUACAAGCCUAUGCGGGGACGUGCCAUCCCGAGGCUACUGCUUACAUAUGUGCGCUCGUGGCGCCUAUGUGCGAGAACAACAGGUGA
Molecule: messenger RNA, 783 nt
Organism: Branchiostoma floridae (Florida lancelet)
Lineage: Eukaryota; Metazoa; Chordata; Leptocardii; Amphioxiformes; Branchiostomatidae
Product: membrane frizzled-related protein-like
Exons: 5
Coding region: 1-783 (260 amino acids)
Molecular function (GO): protein binding
Source: RefSeq, a predicted model, not a curated record